AUGGCAUUGAUUGUGAGGCUGCCUUUGGUUCUUCAACUUUCAUGUCCAUUUGGGCAUCAUUUUAAGAAGAGGCAGUGGGCUACGAUUUCCAACUCAAAGAGAAUAUUAGGCUUUUCCAUGGCUGAAAUGGCAGCUGAUAGUGAGCCAUCCAAAGUGAUUGACUCACAUUUGCAUGUUUGGGCAUCACCUCAAGAGGCUGCCGAGAAUUACCCCUACUUUCCUGGCCAAGAACCCACUUUACCAGGUCAUGUCGAGUACUUGCUUGAGUGCAUGGAAGAAGCUGACGUUGAUGGUGCACUCAUAGUACAGCCCAUCAAUCACAAGUUUGAUCAUUCUUAUGUAACUAGUGUGUUGAAGAAACAUCCAUCCAAAUUUGUUGGUUGUUGCCUUGCAAAUCCAGCAGAAGAUGGAAGCGGCAUCAAACAGCUUGAAAAUCUCAUUUCGAAGGAUGGGUAUCGUGCUGUUCGCUUCAAUCCAUACUUAUGGCCACCUGGGCAACCGAUGACUAAUGAAGUUGGGAAAGCAAUGUUCUCCAAAGCCGGAGAGCUUGGGGCACCUGUUGGUUUCAUGUGCAUGAAGGGUCUUAAUAUGCAUCCAGAAAUUGAACAACUCUGUGAAGAAUUUCCUUCAACAGUUGUUCUGCUUGAUCAUGUAGCCUUCUGUAAACCCCCAACAAAUGAUGAGGAACGACAAGUCUUCAAUGAACUGUUGAAGCUCUCCAGAUUUCCACAGGUUUAUGUAAAAUUCAGCGCCCUCUUUAGAGUGUCUAGAAAUCAAUAUCCAUUUGAAGAUCUAUCCGAACUUCUUUCGAAGAUAGUCUCCAGCUAUGGUGCCAACCGUGUGAUGUGGGGAAGUGACUUCCCUUAUGUAGUUCCUGAGUGUGGCUAUAAAGAAGCAAAAGAAGCAGUAUGUCACCUCGCCCAACAAGUGCAUUUAUCGCCAUCGGAAUUGGAAUGGAUCAUGGGUAAAACGGUGAACCAAAUCUUUAACAAGCAGUGUUUCUCUUUGUAG
Messenger RNA from Fraxinus pennsylvanica, 1011 nucleotides. Lineage: Eukaryota; Viridiplantae; Streptophyta; Magnoliopsida; Lamiales; Oleaceae. The record is from the annotation of a GenBank genome assembly.